AUGAGAGUACGUUUAAUUACUAGAAGGAGCAAGAAUAUAAAGUUAGCACAGGAACAAGAUGCAUCUUUUCUUCUUGCAAUGACACCGAUCGAAAGUAAAGAGGAAAAAGAGUAUAGAGAGUUGAUGUGUGCUGAAUGGAAGAGUGAUGAAAUGGUAGCUAUAUCUGGUACUGUAUUACCUUGGUUAUUACAGACCCGCAUCAUCGAUCUUGUGUGCCAAAGUACAAAGGUCGAAGUGAGGAAAGAUGUAAAGGUCACGAAGCCUUCGAAGAAGAGCGGUCAAAAGGUCGAUGCCUUCAAGAACGGCGGUCAAAAGGUCGAUACCUUCAAGAACGGUCAUGUAUUGGUAUCAUCAGUGUGUUGGAGAUACAGGAGAUAUGUGGCACAGACAUACUUUCAAGAGUACAAUACUAGCAUGUCGAUGUAUGGUAUGUCUCAUCACGUGUUUAGUCGAUACUCUUUGUAUCGUGACAUCAAGACAUUGGAACUAAAGUAUUCAAGAAACGAAGGAUUGUUUAACGACAAUGACCAUGAUGAUGAUGGAUACCCUAUAAAUGGUCGAUCCAAACAAGAUGACAAGACAAUCAUGGUAAACGUACCGGCCAACGUAUUUAAACAAAGGUUUGGGCAAUUGAUAGAGUCAUUCUCAUUGUCAACAGAACACAGUUAUGGUCAUGACGGUGACUCUGAUGACGAACAAGAUGAUGUGGACGGAUCAUUUAGUGGAUACGAAUAUGCAUCUCUAUUGUCACAACAUAUGCCUCAACUCAAACACCUGACACUUUGUGCUCGGGCAGAAUCACGACUCAAAGUACCAUCGAGCUAUAAAUCAAUCAUCAAGUCAAUACCACUCCAACAACUGUCAUCAUUGACACUUGAUAUCUCGUGUUAUAGGGAUAUCGAUCUGACCGAAUCAAUCGCCAAAUUGUUUUCUGGCCAUGGUGCAACCAAAUCAAUGCAGCAGCCAGCCAUAUCAAUACCAAAACUCAAACUCGAUUUGAAAUAUGUAGACAAUCGAAUACUGUAUCCAGCACUGUCCCAGUAUUUGUUGUCAACAACGAGUCUUACUGAUUUGUAUCUUGGUGGUAUCGACAAACACUUUCCACUUUUAGUGGCUGCUCUCACAAGACCAAAAUCACCACUCAAGAGAUUAGUAUUGGAUGCCACUCAGAUGGAUGACUACAGUAUUGAUCUUGCACCAGUUCACUUUACUCUUGACUAUCUUCACAUUCAAGGCAGACGAUUUUAUCUCCCUAUCGAUCCAACCUCUCAAAUCAAACAUAUCGAAAUUCGAUACCGUUACCAAAUAGGUGAUAUCGAACAAUAUAUCGACCAGAACAAGCAUUUACUCAAAUUAACAUUUGGAAGAGACCUAGGCAGCCUCUUCCCAUUUAGUUAUCAUCAAGAUGAUGACAAUGACGAUGAUGAUAACGAUGAAAUGGACGAGUUAGAAGAAGAGAGGAAAAAGGAGGAGAAAAAGGAGAAAAGGGAAGAGAGGAAGAAGGAAAUGGAGAAAAAUAAGGAGGAGGAUAGGAAGAUGCUUAGUAUUAGAUCAUCGUCAAUCGUGACCCUCUCAAUAUUGACACUAGGUAGAUGCUGUAGAAGGUCAGAAGAACAAUUGUUGGGACUAUUCUUACAAUUCCCACAUUUAUCAACCCUUAAAACCACUUCAUACUUCCCUCAAGAGGAAAGAUUAUCAUUGACACUUGAUAUAACUAAAUGCACAAAGAAACUUAUGGAAACUUUUACCACAUUGUUGUUUUCUGGUGCUUCAUCAGUAAUAUUAUCAAAACUCAAACUCGAUCUAAAAGAAGCAGACAAUCGAAUACUCUAUCCAGCACUAUCACAGUAUCUGUUGACAACAACCACUCUCACCGUCCUGUAUCUCGGUAGUAUCGACCAACACUUUCCAUUGUUAUACAGUGCUCUAACUCGACCACAAUCACCACUCAAGAGAUUAGCAUUGGAUGCCUAUUUCGGACCAGAAAAUCCCAGUAUCAAGCUAGCACCAGCUCACCUAUGUCUUGACUAUCUGUCCGUUAAAGGCAUAGGAUUUACCUUCCAUCUUAAUCCCAUCACCUCUGCCAUCAAUCAUCUAACAACUCUUAAACUCAGUACAUCAAAGAUGAAGAAUAGUACAAACUCGCACUUACAAGUAAAUCAUUCAUUUGAUCAACUUGGUAUAAACGAAAAAGAAGAGGAAGAGCAUAGAAAGAUGAUAUGCGCAGAUUGGAGGAGUGAUGAUAUGGUAGCUUUGGCUGGUUCAGUAUUACCAUGGUAUGUGCAGACGAUUGUACUCGAUCAUGUAUGCAAUGUAGACUCUGUGAAGAAUAAGAAGAGUAUUAGUAUAUUGGUAUCAUCAGUGUGUUGGAGAUACAGGAGGUAUGUGGCACAUACAUACUAUCAAGAGUACAAAUCAUCAAGCAUGUCGAUAUCUGAUAUGUCUCAUCAUAUCUUUAGUCGAUACUCUUUGUAUCGUGAUAUCAAAACGCUCGCGAUAGAGUAUUCGAGGAAUCAAAGCUUGUUUGACUGUGACCAAGAACACAUGUCAACGCUGGUCCCAAUCAAAAUUUUAAAAGAGCGGUUUGGGUUAAUGAUAGAGUCAUUAUCAAUGUUUACAGCACACAGUUAUGGUAAUAGUAAAGAUACUGAUGAUAAACAAGAUGAUGUAGAUGAAUCAUUUAGAUCUGAUGAAUAUGCAUCACUCUUGAAGCACUAUAUGCCAAAACUGAAACAUUUAACUCUACGUGCUUCUAUAGAGUCAAAACUCAAUCUUCCAACCACCUAUCAAUCAAUCAUCGAGUCAAUACCAAUACAUCAACUAGUAUCAUUGACAUUAGAGAUUACAUGCAAGUUUAAUAAGGAAUUAACCAAAUCAAUCGGUGAACGAUUGUUUUCUGAACAAACAACAAUAUCAACACUCAAACUAAAUCUAAAAGAACCAAACAAUCAAAUACUCUAUCCUUUACUAUCACAGUAUCUUUUGGUAACUACGACUCUUACUGACCUGUCAAUCUCUGGAAUCGAUGACAUUCACUUUCCACUUUUAUUUGGUGCUCUCACACAAUCUUCACUCAAAAGAUUAGAGUUGAUUGCCGUUCCUGUGGUAGACUAUUGUCAAAAUCUUGCACCAGCAUUCUUUAGUCUUGACUAUCUGUCCAUUCAAUGUAGAGGUACAUUUACACUCCAUCUCGAUCCCAACUCUUCCAUUAAGCAUCUCAAUAUUGAUGGUCCCACCAAAAUCAGUAACUUUUCUCAAUAUAUGACACAAAACAAACAUUUGGUUGAAUUGAGAACGAGCAAAGGUCUUGAUUCCCUCGUAUCUUCCAAAGAGCAAGAUUGUUUAAUUAAAUCGUCAUCUGUCAAGUCGCUCACUAUCCUUGAUGCCAAUUUGACAAGUCAAAGGGCCGAGAAACAGGUAUUGGACCUAUUGACCCAAUUCCCUAAUCUUACCACUCUCAAUAUCCAACCCACUAGAAAACUAUACCCACUAGCUUACCAAAAACAAAAAUAA
This is a messenger RNA of Cavenderia fasciculata, 3513 nucleotides long. RefSeq lists its product as uncharacterized. The coding region runs from base 1 to 3513 and encodes 1170 amino acids. The transcript has 4 exons. The record is from RefSeq and is a predicted model, not a curated record. NCBI's taxonomy places the organism in Eukaryota, Evosea, Eumycetozoa, Acytosteliales, Cavenderiaceae.